Trichoderma atroviride IMI 206040 is the source of this 4293-nucleotide messenger RNA. RefSeq lists its product as uncharacterized. The record is from RefSeq and is a predicted model, not a curated record. Gene Ontology annotation, molecular function: ATP binding; ABC-type transporter activity; ATP hydrolysis activity. Lineage: Eukaryota; Fungi; Ascomycota; Sordariomycetes; Hypocreales; Hypocreaceae. Gene Ontology annotation, biological process: transmembrane transport. Gene Ontology annotation, cellular component: membrane.
AUGGAUCACAACGGCCUUUUUAGCGACUCUGAGACAGAUGUCUCUGAAGCCAAGGAGCACGAAACUCGCACCGCUCCUCAUCGCAACAUGCGAGAAGCCUCCAGUGCUGAAACUCUCGCCUUCUACAAUGCGGACAACACACCAAAGCCCCAGAAAACUUCAGAAUGGGGCAUGACCCCUCAACUGGUUCGACAACAAGAACGUGAAACCGCAGCAGGCUUCAAAAGGCGCGAGCUCGGUGUCACCUGGGAUAAUCUCACGGUUGAGGUCCCCGCUGCUUCGGCCGCUAUCAAGGAAAACCAACUGUCUCAAUACAACAUACCGCAACUUUACAAAGACUGGCGUCAGAAGCCGCCUAUGAAAUGUAUUCUCAAGGACAGUCACGGCUGUGUGAAGCCUGGAGAAAUGCUACUGGUCCUGGGUCGCCCGGGAUCAGGCUGUACCACCCUCCUCAAACUACUUUCCAACCGUCGGCUAGGAUACCAUUCAAUUAAAGGCAAUGUCCGGUUCGGCAACAUGACUGAGAAAGAGGCUGCUCAGUAUCGAGCCCAGAUCGUGAUGAACACCGAAGAGGAGCUUUUCUACCCUCGACUGACGGUCGGCCAGACGAUGGACUUUGCCACCAAACUGAAAGCUCCUGCUCAUCUUCCGGACGGCACCAGCUCAGAGAAAGACUACUCAGCUGAGACCAAACAGUUUCUUUUGGAAUCUAUGGGAAUCGCCCAUACGUUUGAAACGAAAGUUGGCAACGAGUUUGUUCGUGGUGUGUCUGGCGGUGAACGAAAACGUGUAUCGAUUAUCGAAUGCCUGGCUACGAGAGGGUCAGUAUUCUGCUGGGAUAACAGCACCCGUGGCCUUGAUGCAAGUACAGCAUUGGAAUGGGCCAAGGCUCUUCGCGCCAUGACCGACGUCCAGGGCCUUUCGACCAUCGUCACCCUAUAUCAAGCUGGAAACGGCAUCUAUAACCUUUUCGAUAAAGUCUUGGUCUUGGAUGAAGGAAAGCAGGUAUUUUACGGCCCAGCUGCGGAUGCGAAGCCAUUCAUGGAAGACUUGGGGUUUGUGUAUACGGACGGUGCUAAUAUUGGUGACUUUCUCACCGGUGUGACCGUACCUACCGAACGAAAGAUCCGCCCUGGCUUUGAAAACACAUUUCCUAGGAAUGCUGAUGCCAUUUUGGCAGAGUAUGAGCGAUCUCCACUUCGCAACUCUAUGGCAUCGGAAUACGACUAUCCGAACUCUCAAGAUGCGCGCGACCGAACCGAAUCGUUUAAAGAGUCUAUUGCCUUUGAAAGAAACAAACAUUUGCCGAGAAAUACUGUUCUGACUACUAGCUUCAUGACACAACUCAAAGCAUGCACCCGCCGCCAAUAUCAGAUCCUGUGGGGCGAAAAGUCAACCUUUUUGAUCAAACAGGUCCUGUCACUCGCCAUGUCUCUCAUCGCCGGCGCUUGCUUCUAUAAUUCACCUGACACAUCUGCUGGCCUUUUUACCAAAGGCGGCGCCGUCUUCUUCUCACUCUUGUAUAACUGCAUCGUCGCUAUGUCCGAAGUUACAGAGUCGUUCAAGGGACGGCCCGUCCUGGUUAAACACAAGUCCUUUGGCUUCUACCAUCCAUCUGCAUUUUGUCUGGCGCAAAUUACAGCAGACAUUCCUGUAUUAUUGUUGCAGUGCACUAUUUUCACUGUUGUGAUAUACUGGAUGACCGGGCUCAAAGCCACCGCAUCCGCAUUCUUUACGUUCUGGGCCAUUCUCUGGGCAACUACUCUGUGCGUUACGACCUUAUUUAGAAGUAUCGGCGCCGCAUUCAGUACUUUCGAAGCCGCUUCGAAGAUCUCCGGAACGGCCAUUAAGGGAAUUGUCAUGUACGCUGGAUACAUGAUCCCGAAGCCGCAGAUCAAGAACUGGUUUCUGGAGCUGUACUAUACCAACCCAUUUGCGUAUGCGUUCCAAGCAGCCUUAUCGAAUGAAUUCCAUGACCAGCAUAUCCCCUGCGUGGGCACCAACCUCGUCCCUAGUGGACCUGGGUAUGAGAAUGUUGAUUCUGCCAACAGGGCCUGCACUGGAGUCGGUGGCGCUUUGCCGGGUGCGGAUUAUGUCACUGGUGACCAGUAUCUAUCCUCACUGCAUUACAACCACUCUCAGCUCUGGCGGAAUUACGGUAUUGUUUGGGUUUGGUGGGCCUUAUUUGCCGCCAUCACCAUUGUCUGCACAUGCCUUUGGAAUGCCGGCAGCGGCAGCGGUGCUUCGCUACUAAUCCCACGCGAAAAGCUCAACAAGUUCCGCGCCUCCGUGGACGAGGAAUCACAGAGUCAAGGAGCAGAGCAAUCAAAAGAAACCACUGUUGGCAAUGGUGCGGGAGAAGUGGAUGGCAACUUGUCUCGCAACACUUCCAUCUUCACUUGGAAGAAUCUCAAGUAUACGGUCAAAACACCAUCGGGUGAUCGUGUGCUCUUGGACAAUAUCCAUGGAUGGGUCAAACCAGGUAUGCUCGGAGCACUGAUGGGCUCCUCUGGCGCGGGUAAGACUACCCUGCUCGAUGUCCUCGCCCAACGGAAAACCGACGGCACUAUCAACGGUAGUAUUCUUGUGGAUGGUCGCCCUUUACCGGUUUCCUUUCAAAGAAUGGCUGGGUAUUGCGAGCAACUGGAUGUCCAUGAGCCCUUUGCCACGGUCCGUGAAGCUCUCGAAUUUUCCGCGCUACUGCGCCAGCCUCGAACAACUUCAAAAGCCGAAAAGCUCAAGUAUGUCGAAACUAUUAUUGACCUUUUGGAGCUCCAUGAUUUAGCAGAUACGCUUAUCGGCACUGUUGGAAAUGGUCUUAGCGUUGAGCAGAGGAAGCGUGUUACUAUCGGCGUCGAGCUCGUGUCCAAGCCAAGUAUCUUGAUCUUUCUUGAUGAACCUACUUCUGGUUUGGACGGCCAAUCUGCGUAUAACACUGUCCGCUUUCUACGUAAAUUGGCUGAUGUUGGCCAGGCUGUGUUGGUCACAAUCCAUCAGCCUUCAGCUCAAUUGUUUGCACAGUUUGACACUCUCUUACUGCUCGCACGUGGAGGUAAAACGGUUUACUUCGGCGACAUUGGCGACAACGGAAAGACUAUCAAGGAAUAUUUCGGGCAAUACGGUGCCGCUUGCCCCGUCGAGGCCAAUCCCGCCGAGUUCAUGAUUGAUGUCGUCACUGGUGGCAUCGAAAGCGUCAAGGACAAGGACUGGCACCAAAUUUGGCUCGAGUCUCCAGAACACGAUCAAAUGAUUACUGAACUCGAUAACAUGAUCUCCGAAGCUGCUGCUAGGCCUGCCGGGACUGUUGAUGAUGGUUAUGAAUUCUCAAUGCCAAUGUGGGAGCAAAUCAAAAUUGUGACACAGCGCAUGAACGUUGCUCUAUUCCGAAACACCAAUUAUAUCAACAACAAAUUUUCAUUACAUGUUAUUUCCGCAUUGCUCAAUGGAUUUUCAUUCUGGCGAGUUGGUGGUAGCGUAUCCGACCUGGAACUCAAAAUGUUCACAGUUUUCAACUUUGUCUUUGUUGCACCUGGCGUUAUUAACCAACUUCAACCGCUUUUCAUCCAAAGACGGGAUAUCUAUGACGCGCGAGAGAAAAAGUCAAAGAUGUACUCCUGGGUCUCCUUUGUUAUUGGCCUGAUUGUGUCUGAGUUCCCCUACCUCUGCGUGUGCGCGGUCCUUUAUUUCGCCUGUUGGUAUUACUGCGCGCGAUUGAAUGAUAAUUCAAACCGCUCUGGUGCGACAUUUUUCAUCAUGCUCAUAUACGAGUUCAUCUACACGGGUAUCGGCCAAUUCGUCGCGGCUUAUGCACCCAAUCCCACAUUCGCGGCUUUAGUGAAUCCUCUCAUUAUCAGCAUCCUCACCCUCUUUUGCGGCAUCUUCGUCCCGUAUAGACAGCUGAAUGUCUUCUGGAAGUAUUGGCUAUACUGGUUGAACCCCUUCAAUUAUGUUGUUUCGGGUAUGCUCACUUUCACCAUAUGGGGCACCGGGGUUCACUGUAAGGAGGAAGAGUUCGCCGUCUUUGACCCAAGCAAUGGGACAUGCGCCGACUAUCUCCGCGAUUUUAUUGCCGGGGACGGUUGGCGGAUCAAUUUGACGAACCCAGAUGCUACAUCGGGCUGCCGAGUCUGCGAGUAUAAAAGUGGUAGCGACUUUUUAACAACUCUCAACAUCAACCACUACUAUUACGGCUGGAGAGAUGCAGGAAUUACAGUGAUCUUUGCCAUCUCGGGGUACGCACUGGUAUUUGGUAUGAUGAAGCUUCGGACUAAAGCGUCAAAGAAGGCCGAAUAA